AUGAACCUUUUCUACCUUGUGUUUUUAGCGUUGCUGGUGGUCACUCUCAUCAACUACAUCAUGUCCCUUACUGCUGUGGUGCUGUUCUUCAUCUUCUACACAAAGCCUGAUGGAUGCUCCAUCAACAAGUUCUUCAUCAGCUUCAACAUGUUGUUCUGCCUGGUGGCCUCCUUCCUCUCUGUGCUGCCUAAAGUUCAGGAGUCGCAGACCCGUUCAGGUCUCCUGCAGUCCUCCAUCAUCACCCUGUACACCAUGUAUCUCACCUGGUCCGCCAUGACCAAUGAACCUGAUCGAGAGUGUAACCCCAGCCUGCUGAGCCUCUUCCAACAGAUAGCAGUGCCCACCCUGGCCCCUCUGGAGAUGGAGAACCAGACGGCGGUGCUGAUCCUUGGCCCGGACGCAGAGGAGCCCGCCCUUACGUCCCCUUACCUGCCGUGGUGGGACGCCCAGAGCAUCGUGGGGCUCGCCAUCUUUGUCCUCUGCAUCCUCUACUCAAGCAUUCGGUCGUCCAGCACCAGCCAGGUGAACAAGCUGACCAUGGCUUCCAAAGACUCGGCCAUCCUGGCGGAGGAGGGCAGCAGCUCCGACCUCUCCGAGGAGGCCCCGGUGCCCCGGAGGGUGGAGGACAACGAGCGGGACCUGGUGCAGUACAGCUACUCCUUCUUCCAUUUCAUGCUCUUCCUGGCCUCCCUAUACAUCAUGAUGACCCUCACCAACUGGUACAGCCCUGAUGCAGACUACACAGUGACCAGCAGCUGGCCAGCAGUGUGGGUGAAGAUCACCUCCAGCUGGGUGUGUUUGGCCCUGUACGUGUGGACCCUGGUGGCCCCCAUGAUCCUCACCAACAGAGACUUCAGCUGAGCAGCAUCUGUGGCUCUUUUUACACAAACUCUGACCACUUUGCCUACAUCUUACUUUCAAAAUGCACUUCAAAGUAUGCUUUGGGCUUGAGAUUAGUUUCACUAUUUAAAGGGGGCCUUAUUAUAAUAUCAUAGUGAUAUCACUAUUUAAUUCUCGUGCUUCUAUUGGCUAGCGCUCCAACACAUUCUGCAUGAUAGGCUAAGGGG
Molecule: messenger RNA, 1067 nt
Organism: Notothenia coriiceps (black rockcod)
Lineage: Eukaryota; Metazoa; Chordata; Actinopteri; Perciformes; Nototheniidae
Product: serine incorporator 3-like
Exons: 5
Coding region: 1-861 (286 amino acids)
Cellular component (GO): membrane
Source: RefSeq, a predicted model, not a curated record